CGUUGCUAGCCACGCCCCCAUGUGCUACAGGCAGCAGGCAUAUGUGUUCAGAGGUGGCCGCGCGGAAUCACAAGCAGCGGUGUCUCUUCUUGGAAGGCUGUUUUCGUCGCGGGCGCUGAGGAUCCUCGCUAGAAAGACAUGGACGAUCUCGAUGCUCUGCUUGCUGACCUUGAAUCUACAACCUCCCACAUCUCCAAAAGGCCUGUGUUUCUACAGGAGGAGACGCCUUAUUCCUACCCAACCGGUAGCCACAAUUACCAGGAACCUUUAGUACCCCCUCCAGUUCCACCACCUCCUUCAGCAGAAGCUCUGAACGGAACUGUGUUUGACUCAACAGAUCAGUGGCAGAACACAAGAUUUGCAACUCCGCCGCCUGUGAAUUAUUCAACUACUGCAAAAACCUCUGCAUCACUUUCAAGAGAGAGUACCAGCCCCCCCGUACCACGUUCUGCGGAUGAGGACCACGUUUACAGUUUCCCAAACAAGCCAAAGACUACUGAACCCUCCCCAAGUGCCAUGAGUGCCUCUUUGGGCAGCAACCUGUCAGAGUUGGACCGGCUUCUUCUAGAACUUAACACUGUCCAACACAGUUCUUCUGCUUUCAACCUUACAGAAGACCCUAGUCCACCUUUACCUACUAAUGCUACACAGUAUUCCAUCCAAGAAAAUGGAGGGUCCUUGGGAAAGAAAGGGGCUCUUAGCAAAGAAAAGCCAAAACGCAAUGGAGGACGAGGCAUUGAUGAACUACGUCCCAGUGUAGAAAGCCUACUGGAUGAACUUGAAAGUUCUGUGCCGACUCCCACGCCUGCCUCUUCAGUUGUUCAAACUGAUGUAGGUGAUGCCCAGCGAGACGGUGCUACCCAACAGCAUGCCAGAAUAUCUGCAUCUUCAGCCACCCGGGAGCUGGAUGAGCUCAUGGCCUCUCUUUCAGAUUUCAAGUUUCAAAGCAAUCAAAGUUCUUUAGCAUCUCUAGAUACGGAGCAGAUUGUGGAGCAAGAUAUCGUUAGUGCAGAGCCAGUUCAUGGUCAUUCCACUGUUCAAACCAGUGUAAGGCCAGAAUUAUCAGGUGGCCUUCUACCAAAGAGAGAUUCCCCAAACUUUCGGACCCCUAGCCCUUUGGAGCCUCUUCACAUUGAUGAAGAUGGAACGAGUAUUCCCCAUUUCCAUUCUGUUUCCGAUCCUCUUUCAUUGACAGCAGACAUUUGCCAAAAGUUGGAUAUUUCGUGUUCUCAGAAUCUGCAAAUAUCGGACAUCACUUUGUCUUGCCAGAAUCUUGACCCCAGUAUGAUAACUUAUGUAUCAUCCGAGGUGCUGUCAUCAAAAGUGGAGCCCUUAGUGAUGCUUUCAGAUCUCGAUAGGCUUCUUAUGGAGCACACCAAUGAAGAGAACAUGUCAAUGUCAUUGGAGAUUAAGCAAGAUCAGGAAAAGACUGUUGUUGAAGUGCAGGCCUGUUCCAUACCGUGCACUGCUGCAGAGAUAAAACUGCCUAAAUUGUCAGAUUCAAAUCGUCACAAAACCUCCUUUGAAAAAGAUUUGGACGAACUCCUUGAAAUGGGCUGUGAAACUGUUGAAGCGACUCCUCGUGAUAAAAUUGAAAUGCAUGAUAUAUGCGAGGAGGUACUGACAGCAGUGGACAGAAAGGAUAAAUUCCCUGACACCAUGACACAGAAGAUACCUGAGUUAACAGAGAUAAAGAUGGCAGACUCUGAAGUGAAGGCCGGUCUACCUACAGUAAAUGGAGAGAGAAACUUGGAAGCUGAAGAGAUUGCAUUAGCUCCUGCUACGCAACAGGUGACUUUCACAGACUACUAUUUUGAGGACCCGUCAAAGACCCUGAGAGCGUCACACUCAUUGCAGCAUGAAGAAGUACCGGGCUGUACUUUCAACAUGCCUUUAACUCAACCCAUGACACUGGAGAGAAUCUCUGCAUCUAGUCAGAUCAAAUCUGUUAUCAAGAGGACCAAGGAAACUACCAAUGUGCACCCUAUGUACCGUGAUGAGGUGCCACGUCGCAAGAUGGGUCCGAUCAUCUUCCAUAAAACCUCUUCUCAGGACAAGCUAAUUGAAGAGUUACAAGGAAAGCUGGGAAUUAGCAGACAUGAGCGAUGGAAGAUGCAGGAGGAUGACUGGCUCACAGAAGGAGUCAUUGUAAUGUCUAAUCCUGUUCGCUCUCGUGAGGAUGGUGGGCCUGGUGUGGAGAAGAUAAUAAUUCCUCCAGAAUCGCCCGUGCCUCAAAGGAGAAUCAUCGUUCCCCCUUCCUCCCCAACUCCUAAACAUGCUGCAGAUGAAACCAAAAAGCCUUUCCUUUUUAAACAGUCUCCUUCUUCAGUACCUUUGCCUCCACCACCGCCACCACCCCCACAGGUGUCCUCCAUUCCACCUCCUCCACCUCCUCUGCCUUUUUCUACUGCUCCCUACUCCUUCUCCUCCUCCUCCUCCAACCAGUGGGAUUCGUGGACUGAUGACUACCAGGAGCCCACACUUCAGAGGACUCCAGGGCUCAGUUCUUUCCCUGCCCACUCAAUAGUGGAGUCCUCUUUCUCCCAAAUGUCUCCCCCUGUAGAACCUACAAAACAUCCCUCUCAAGUACAUCUGUUGCUGCCUAUUCCUAGAUCUACGGUCUCUGUAGCUUGCCAAACUGAUGAUGACCCUUUCUUUCCACCAUUGAAGGUGAUGCCCUCACCUCUUCUGGGUAGACACCCUAAUCUCCUGAGUUCCCGUCCUCCACCCAGUCCUCCUGUAGCUGACAAGAUCAUGGCUCAAGGAAAGGGGGGUGGAUCUCCACCAUCUGGCCCACCAAAAGGAGGAAACAAGUUGGACAACAUGCUUGGCAGCCUGCAGUCCGACUUGAAUCGACUUGGGGUACAGACAUUGGCAAAAGGGGUCUGUGGUGCAUGUAAGAAACCCAUUGCAGGACAGGUGGUCACUGCCAUGGGCAGAACAUGGCAUCCAGAACAUUUUGUCUGCACACACUGUCAGGAAGAGAUAGGCUCUAGAAACUUUUUUGAACGUGAUGGACAGCCUUACUGUGAAAAAGACUACCACAACCUCUUCUCACCCCGCUGCUACUACUGCAAUGGCCCUAUCCUUGAUAAAGUUGUAACUGCGUUGGACAGGACCUGGCAUCCCGAUCACUUCUUCUGUGCCCAGUGUGGAGCGUUCUUUGGACCAGAAGGUUUUCAUGAAAAAGAUGGAAAGGCCUAUUGCCGUAAAGACUAUUUUGACAUGUUUGCUCCCAAAUGUGGUGGCUGUGCUCGUGCAAUCUUGGAAAACUAUAUCUCUGCACUCAACUCAUUGUGGCACCCAGAGUGUUUUGUGUGUCGGGAGUGCUUUACUCCCUUCAUCAAUGGUAGCUUUUUUGAGCAUGAUGGACAGCCCUACUGUGAGGUGCACUAUCACGAGAGACGUGGCUCUCUGUGCUCUGGUUGCCAGAAACCAAUCACUGGUCGCUGCAUCACCGCCAUGUCCAAGAAGUUUCACCCUGAACAUUUUGUCUGUGCCUUCUGUCUGAAGCAGCUCAACAAGGGGACGUUCAAGGAGCAAAAUGACAAACCCUACUGCCAAAACUGCUUCCUGAAACUCUUCAGUUAGGAGUGUGUUGCAGUAAAGCCUGCUGGUCCCACUGACUUAAGUAAUUCAGGUCAUUUCACACAGGAAUGGAAUAUGGUGCAGGGUUGUCGCCAUAGUUAGGUGAUCCUCAGUAUAGGGUUGACUGUUUUUUCUCCUCCAGUCACAUGUUUAGUGUGUUGGCCACGUGUUUCACUCUUUUCUGUUAUGAGCUGCUUUUCUGUAGGAGAGAGGAGGUGGCAUUUAUAUAUCUGUAUAAAAUUACACUGUGAAAACUCAAUGGGGCAAUUGGGAGGUAAGCUCAGUGCUGGGAUGUUGUUAUAGCUGCAUUGCAAAUGGCAAAAGGCAGUAGCUCUUUGGAGAGGUUUCCCAAGUCCUAGAGAGCGAGUUCAGCUUUUCAAAAAGGUGCGUUGCAACAGCUUGUUAUAUCUGCAUAUCAGGGAACCAUUUCUCAAACUGUUUUAACAGUUUUUAUACCUAUUAUAGAACAAUAUUCAGCCAGCAACAACAAAGUAGCAUUUUGAAUGAUAUUUUUAUGGAUGCAGACUCUUCUUUCAUACCUAUUCAACCAUUUUCCUCAAACACAAUGUACUGUACUUGGUAAACAGGCUGUGUAUGUACCUUCAGGGUUUGUGGUGGUGCCCCCCCUCUCCCCGUAGCAACUGGAUAGUUAUUCAUACAGAGAGUAGCUGUGCCAUUUUGUGCAGGUCUCCAGGUCAUCUUUUGAAAGAAGUAGUAGGAUUGCAGGAAAUGCUGAGGCAGCGUUCUUUUUCCAAAAUUUGGAAAACAUUGGAAUCUAUUUCUAACCACCAGCUGCAUGGGGCUAUAAUGUCACUUUUACACAAGCAUCAAAACAAAAAAUGAAAAUCCCCUCCCACACCCACUUCCAAGUAGUGCCAAAAUGUAUUCUGGUGAAACCAGUUGUAUGGAAAUCAAAUUUCCGGGGUCAGAGUUAAUUAAAUACUGGUGCUUUGAAACCCCAUUGUCUAAACCUGCUAUCGGCGGAUGUCUGAAGGAAGUCUGUCCAGAAUACCUUUGCCUGGGUAAUGGGUGCUAGUCUUAUUUUUUUUUUUAAUGGUAUUGGGGGAAAAUGGAAAUAUAGUGUUUUUUUUUUUGUGUAUGUAUGGGGAUUUAAACCCAUUUGGAUCUGAAAUCCAUAUUUGGACUUGGUGUGCAGCUGUUGCGGCCCUUCUAUUAUAUGUUGGAGACUGAGCCGCCUACCUUUGUGUUUUCAGGUAAAGGUUUGCUGGCUUGUUUAAGUAGAAAGUUCUGAACUCUGACGUGCUUCUUUCAGACCCGCAGGGGAUAUCACUCUCAUCGGCUACUGUAGACAGGCGAUUUCAUUGAAGAUUUUUACUCUGGUGUUUGGUGGCUUUCAUAUAAAUCUUUUUGUCUCCUUUUCUCAUUAAAAUGUGUGAGUGAAAAAAAUAUAUAUAAUUCUAACAUCAAAGAACCACUUUUUAUAUCCCAUCUAAAGAAACUUUUUAUUAAAAACAAAAAAUAUAUAUAUAUAUAUAUAUAUACAUAUCUACACUCUCCUGAAUGCUAAGAAUACUUUCAUAGACUGAAAAAACAAUUACCUGGGAUUAGCCUGUAAACCCUUAUAGCACAAGCUGACGUUGCUCUGUAAAUGGCAAAUCCCAGGUAAACAUAACAGAACUGAAUUUUGUAACCUUAAAACUGCUGUAUUUUGUACUCCAUUUCUUCUUUAUGAUGGUGUUACAUUUCAUUUGCCAAUACGAAAUCUAGUAUGCAAGUCUUAAACAAUUACAUGUUUAGAGGGUUUGAGAUUGCACUAAUAAUGCUUGAUUUGUUCGAUUUUUAAAUGUCUAAAGCAGUAAAUUCUGGGUUGAGGGCUGGUAAAACUUAAAUGAAUAUGGUGUUGCAAAUUUCCUGGUUACUUAAAACCUGUCGAGUCGCUUUCAUCACAGAUUGACUACCAACUGCAAGCAGGCCUGAAGUUCACGUAGUCUUUCAGCCGUAAAUGUGUUUUUCUUCUUCUUUUGAUACUCGGAAUAGUGUGAUUUGAUUUACCAGAAGCUUGUUGCAUCAGCGCCACCUCCUGGCACCUUACUUUAAGUUUAAACAAUGUCUGUCCUGCAAAGCUUAUUGAGCCAUAGAAACAGAACAGCAUAAAAGUUCAUGUUUGGAAGUAGCAGUGCAUUUCUGUUCUGUGCUCAUCAUGUUUAGACAAAGCAGGCAGCUUAUUGAUCAUUUAUCAAGGCAGUCCUCGACUUGCUUUACUCAUUCUCAGAUGUGCCAAAUCGGCAACCACAUGCUGGGCCGACUUUAUGACGGAUUUUCAGAUGUUCACCCACUGGAUACUUAAGAAAACAAAACUGUGUUGUUUGUGUGCUUUAUUAAUCAGUAUUUACAGGUCCGGCAUUAUCAACUCUUGUCUUGCAACCAAAGGAAAGUAAAUUCAUCUGUCUGUGUUUUUUUUUUUUUUUUUUUUAACUUCCUGCUUCUAUCUGUUGCCCAACAGAUUCUUGUUUAUUGUGCCAUGUUUGUGUUUGUGAAACAGACUGCUUGUUUUUUUUCCUGUGUUUAUGCCAAUAAAAUUUGCCUUUUUUGGUAUGCA
Molecule: messenger RNA, 6148 nt
Organism: Polypterus senegalus (gray bichir)
Lineage: Eukaryota; Metazoa; Chordata; Cladistia; Polypteriformes; Polypteridae
Product: paxillin-like
Exons: 15
Coding region: 139-3591 (1150 amino acids)
Biological process (GO): substrate adhesion-dependent cell spreading; transforming growth factor beta receptor signaling pathway; endothelial cell migration
Source: RefSeq, a predicted model, not a curated record